CAUCACCCCUAAUUCAAUUCUAACCCUCCAAACCAGUUGACCACUAUGGGCAGAGAAGAACUGUCGCCAUCACAACUCAAUUCUCACAUCACAUAUGGCUCGAGAAAAACUGUUGCCGCCGCCGCUUCCAAUCGCCCCUCCAUCCAUCCCAACCAGAUACACCCACCCAUCCCCCACCCGAAUCCGCAACUUCCAUGUUGCUCUGUUUCUAUACCUCUCAUGCUUCUGCUACAACCCAAAUGGAAGACGAGUUGACCGGCCGCCUACAGAGUCACUAAUCCGAUGACGAAGGAAGCAGUGGGUUGGUGAUGAGGAAAUUAAAGAGUAAUGGUGGUGAUGGAUCAAUUCGAAGCAAGCCAUGAUAUGGGCCCUAGCCCAUGUUGUGAACAAAGCAUAUUUGCUCACUCUGCUUCACAUUAUCCCUCCUUCUCAUGGAAACCAACCUUCACAUUCCUUCCCAACUCCCUCGGUGACCUCUGCAAAGCCUGCAAGUUUGAGUAUUGUGUUUCACAGUGUUUACAAAACUGUUCAAUAUGAUUUCUCUGUUCCAAAUAGCUCAAAAAUUAUUGAAUUAUUUUUUGUUUGGUCUAAAAUAAAUGAAAUAAGGGCAUUAGAGUAAAUUUAUCUUAACUAGGGCGACAAAUAACAAAACCCCUAAAUCAAAGCUCAAAGAGAACCGCAAAUAAACACGGGCGUUUGGUGUUAGAACUGAAAAAUUACCUCAUUAACAAUUUAGGUCUUCAAUUAUUAAAACAAUACUUUUAGGUCUCCUAUCAAUAACAAUGCCCAAAUAGUUUCUGAAUUCUGUCAACAAACAGAAAGAUCACUUUCUGUAAUCAUUGAAAUUAGAAGCACCAAAUUGCCCCAUAUAAAAUUGACAGUUUUAAAUUGACUUCUAAACAGCUGAACUGACCUAAUCGCAAAGUUUAAAAUUAUAGGGAUCAGUUCUGUAAUUUUAACUAAUUCGUAUGAUUCAACAGUAUAAAUCCGAGCCGUAAACCUCCGCCUUCGGAGUUAGGCUUCUCUGGUUCUUACUUUCUGACUGUGAAGUCUUCUUCUUAUUCUUCUUCUUCUUCCAAUUUCAGCUGAACCCAAACAAACUCUCAGCGGCGGAACCACCCAACCAAAAAUGGCGGAUUCCCCACCCACCGCUUCUCCUCCACCUUCUUCUUCCUCUUCCUCCUCUCCGCCUCCCCUAAUACUCUCCCAUCAACCUAACCCAAGCCCUAAUUUUUUCUUCCCCGGUUUCUCACCCGCAGAUCCUUCGGCGUCACCACAACAACCGCCGCCGCCGCCGAGUGACGUCCCCCCGGAGCCACUCCCGCAGUUCAUCUCCGUGCUAUCCAGGAGGCCUGCUUUGAGGGUGACCACAGAGUUCGACAGCGACAGCUCCGUGUUCUUCCACAAGGUCUCCUGCAAGCUGCUCGACAGCUUCGCGAAGCUCAAGCUCACGUUUCAGAACAACGGCAAGCGGGAAUUUUCCGAGCCUCAGAUUUCCCUCGUCUCGAAGAAUCUCUCUAUUCAUUACGAUGUUGAAGAGCAGAAUGCGCUCAUUAAGACCUCCUUCGACGUUGGUUCCAGGCUCCAUUUCAAGGGCGUUCAUGAUGUCAAGGCGGAACAAGGAGAGGUUGCAGUGGUGGCCAAACUUGCUGAACCUGGAUAUGCUCUUGAGCUCUCAUCUCCUGUUCCUGCAGUUGGCUUGCCUAGAGCAACUCUAAAGUUCCCUUUCGGUGAAUUUUCGUUGGAGGAAGAGGAGAGAGCAGAAGAGAAACGGGCACUGUCUAUUAGUGGACUUGGUAAAGCUAAACUGUUGAAUGGGCUUUGUUCUGCACAGUACAGUGAAGAGGAACUGAAACUAAGAUAUUCCUACAAGGACGAGGAACUUUCGUUUAUUCCCACUAUUUCACUGCCUUCAAAUGCUGUGUCAUUUGCAUUCAAGCGUCGGUUCAAUCCUUGUAAUAAGUUAAGCUACUGGUACCAUUUUGAUACCAACAACUGGAGUGCUGUGUACAAGCAUAAAUAUGGCAAGGACUUCAAGUUCAAAACUGGAUAUGAUUCAGAUGUUCGACUCGGCUGGGCAUCCCUCUGGGUUGGAGAUGAAGGUGGAAAGGCUAAAUCUGCACCAUUGAAGAUGAAAGUCCAAUUCAUGCUCCAAGUGCCACAGGACGACUUCAAAUCGUCAGCGUUGAUGUUUCGUGUCAAAAAGCGGUGGGACAUAUAGAGUAUGUAUAGGCUUCUGAAAUCACCUUCUUUUGAUCCUAUACACCAAUGUGAGAUAAAUAGUAGUUGUUCUUGUUAUGGAUGCUCAUUCUACAGCUUGGUUAGAUGAAUUUCUGUUUUCAGAGAAGUUAAUUCAUGGGAACCUAGAUCGUCAAGCUAUCCGGAAGUCUUUCGUUUGGAAGUUAGACGUUGAAUUUUGGGUGAUAAAAAUAUCAGUGCCAAGUCAAAGAAAAGUCUGGGUGUUGGUCGAUAAAAGAAGACGCCAACUCUAUAAGAUCACAAGAUUCCUAACUUUGUGAUGGUCGCAUGCAUCUUCUUUUGUUUCAUGACUUGGUGAUUUCAACUUGCUGUUUUUCUUCUCAAAACAGCAUCCUCUGUAUUUUUCCCCAUAAGAGCAAUAAGAACAAUUCCAAGACAAGAUGGUCAAUCGGGGUAGGAUACGGUGACUACCCUCAAAAGGGUUUGAUUUUUGACACCCCCUUUCUUGCUCCAUUUUUUCCUCGAUCAUUUGGUAAGUAUUAAUCAAAGUGGUAGAAUUUAACACUCACAUUAAAUACACAUUGGGAAUUAAAUACCUCACAUUAAAUACUUGCUUUUUUCAAAUUUAAAUCUACACUAAACCAAAUUCUCUCUCCAAAAAAGCAAAUAAUCUAGGGAUGGCAAUGGGUCGGGGACGGAUAAUGCAUAUCCGUUACCCUACUCAAAGUAGUUCGGGUUUUACACAUACCCAUACCCACAUAUGAAAUGGGUAGAAAAUUAAAACCAUGCCCAUACCCGUUCGGGUUUCGGGUAUCCACGGUUAUCCAUGGGUAAUGAUUUCUCUUCAUAACUCCAACUAAUAUAUUAACAUUCACACGUAUUCUCACAUUACGCAAGAGGAAAAAUAUGUCAAUAAUUCACUAGAAUGAAGAAAAUUAAUUAAAACAACACAAUUUCAUGAAAAUAUUAUAUUUAUAUGCUAAAUAUAAAAUAUCUUAGAGAAAAAUAAUGACUAUUUCUAGACAAAAUACAUAUGUAUGUGUAUAAUCGGGCGAGUUCGGGUUGGAUACUGAGAAAUCCAUGCCCACCCAUUACCCGCAAUAUUCAGGUUCGGGUUUUACCCGUACCCACUAAAUGUCCUUCGGGUUCGGGUUUUACCCUACCCGAUUAGGCCGGGUUCGGACGGAUAUCCACGGUUACAGAUAUUUUUGCCAUCCCUAAAAUAAUCCCUCUCAUCAUGCUUCCGCCGUUAUGAUUUUUCGAUUUCUGAUUUUUCAGAUAUGACUUUUCUAUUUUUCAGUUAUAAUUUUUGUAUAACUGCACUGAUAUUUUUACAACUACACUUAAACUCAUAUAUGAUAUUUUGUACCAGUGCACUGGUAGAGAUACCACUACACUGGUAGCGAUAUCAGUGCACUGGUACAAAUAUCAUAUCUGAGUUUAAAUGCAGUGGUACAAAUAUCAGUGAAGUGGUACAAUGUAUCACUGCACUGAUACAUUUUUUAAUGUAACGAUACAUUUUUGCGGGUGGCCGGAGGAAGUCUAUCAACGAGAUUUCACCGGAAAAAUGUGGCGGUCGGAGGAUGCUGGAAAAAGGAUGAAUGAAAGAUAAGGAGAGAGAAUUGUAUUUAAUGUAGGUUUAAAUAAAAAAGACAAAUAAUUAAUAUGGUGCAUUUAAUUCCAUGUGUAUUUAAUGAGUGUUAAAAUAUAAGAUUGCAUUUAAU
Molecule: messenger RNA, 3923 nt
Organism: Linum trigynum
Lineage: Eukaryota; Viridiplantae; Streptophyta; Magnoliopsida; Malpighiales; Linaceae
Source: the annotation of a GenBank genome assembly